Aphanomyces invadans is the source of this 1685-nucleotide messenger RNA. RefSeq lists its product as hypothetical. The record is from RefSeq and is a predicted model, not a curated record. Bases 32 to 1126 code for a protein of 364 amino acids. Gene Ontology annotation, cellular component: cytoplasm. The transcript has 5 exons. NCBI's taxonomy places the organism in Eukaryota, Oomycota, Saprolegniomycetes, Saprolegniales, Verrucalvaceae.
GUUACCUUGAAGCGCGGGACCUUGGGAAGGAAUGGACGAAGGCGAUGCUGUCCUGUUGGGUAUCCCAGCCAAGGACGUCCGCGUUGACGAGACAUGCCCGUACACAGCUAAGCUAGGGGGUAUCCCUGCAUGGUUUAAUGCGGCCAACUCGAUUCCCGACAGUCAACUCCACUGCCCACAAUGCCACAAUUCACUCUACUUGGUCGCUCAGAUCUACGCUCCUGUGACCACACCGCGCUCGCUGUACAUUUUUGGAUGCAAUUCCGCCAAGUGUGUCACUGUCCCCAACAGUUGGAGAGUGUUUCGAUUUCAAGUCGACGACACGGAGCAAAGCAAACCUGCUGCGCCGGAGUCAACAACUACUCAUUGUGUUGCGCCAAAUUCCUCUACUUGGGGCCGUGGCGACUCGGAUGAUGACAGCGACGACGACAAUUGGAGCAGCAUUGGAGGCUCGACGUGGGGGUCGAAUGUAACCACUGCUACAUGCGACAUCGAUUUGGAAGCGUUGCUCAACGCACGCGACAAUGCAAUUGCUCAAUCGACUAAACGAAUGCAACCUCAGCAACCCUCGGCCACCAAGGCCGAAGUUCCUUCGACCGUCGCGGGCGAGGUUGACGAACCCAUUGCGACGCGGCCCCACUUUGCCUCAAUAUUUUUGAAUGUUGACGACGAGCCUGCCGUAAGUGGCACGGAGAAGUUCACCCAUGAGACACAAUUGCUCAAUGCGUACUUGGCCGACGAAGAGAAAGAGAACGCGUCGGAAGUCGCGAGGUUGCGCAAUAUUCUCAAAAACAAGCCGUCUGACAGUCCGACGACAAGUGAUGGCGGUGUCGGGGAUCAUGCUGAGUCGUACGAACGAACACCCCUUCGCGACAAGCUCUUCCUUCGCUUCCAGAAACGCGUCAAGCGAAGUCCAAGCCAGUGCUUGCGAUACAAUUACGGUGGCGAACCGCUGUGGCCAUCGCCACCUCCAGCAAACCUUGUUGUCCCAAACUGCCAGUGCGGCGAAGCUCGUGUGUUUGAGUUGCAGGUACGCACGCCCGUUCGCUCCAGUCUGUCAGUACCACAUUGUGUUGUAGCUCAUGCCAGCUACCAAUUACUUUUUGAAAGUCGAAAAUUACGUUAAACCCGUCGACAUGACGAGCCUGUCCCGAACGGACUCACCGCAGCCGGGGAAACGUGUCUUGGACGGUGGCAUGGACUGGCAAACGAUCGCGAUCUACUCGUGUCCGGUGAGCUGUUCCUUCAGCCACGAAGAGUUUGCAUACGUCAUGCCACCUCUGGUGGAUUAAAACCCAGUUCAAAAGCAACUGCUCUACCACCGAUCGGCAAACAGCUUGAUUCCACACACCAGAGUUAGCACCGCUCGAAAAUCUUGUACAAGUUAUUCAAGCACGCGAUCGGAGUGACAGCGUCGUUCAAGCGAUGAGGUGCCACAAACGAGUUAGCCUUGCAAGCUGGAAGCAGCACGUGUUCGACAACGUGUCGCGCUUUCGUGACAUCCUCGGGGAACACAGUGUCGCUGUACCACUUGGCAAGUGUUGUGGUCACGCCGUGGAAGCACUCUUCUUCAUCCUCCCAAUUGAUCUCAUACAGGCGCAAGAUGAAUUCGGGAAGGGCGUGGAGCGGCGGCUCAUGAUUGAGGAGAAUCUGUGGGAUGCGUUUCAAUUGACCCUGGAGACAAC